AUGGGCUUCUCCUAUACCUUGAUAUCCCUUUCCCAUCAAGACAAGAACAACAAGACCACACAGGCACCAGGUGCACCGUACCUCAACAGCACGCUGCAGGAUUGCGAGGUGGGGACGAUACAGGUCUAUCCUGCCAGGAAGGACACGUCUGUGACGUCUGGUAACUCCUGGACGUGGGGCGACACCAACGCUGCGGCCAACGUGUCUUGUGUCAUCCCUAGUCCUACCUCGCCAGUGACAGCCUCAUUCCAGGUUCAGUUUCAACAGUCCUCCGGCAUUGUCAGGAACUUCCUGAGUCUUGACAAUCGCACUGAUUCCAGCCAGUGGUGGGGAUCCAUACUAUUAGAUCGCACGUGGUAUUCGCUCGCAGAGUUUUUGGGCACAGAAUACGUACCAGGAAACGAUGAUCAGCCAGACAUACGAUACGACAGCGGGGAUUUCACUUUAUUCCACAACAGCACUAGCGCCUCAAAUGUCAGCUCCAAGGACUUCUUCUACGCGACCGGAAAGUUCUACGCCGAAGACUCCCUGAUCUACAUGGUAGUCAACGAGAAGAACUGGGACCCGAUUCCACUAUCCGAAAUGAACGACACAGGUCUUGCCUCCGCGAUAGAUGGCUUCGCAAAGGCCUUUUACUCGUCUAUUCUGCUUGACCUGGGCAGCGCCAGCCCGCUAACAGAUGGCAAUUCUAUUACGUAUUUGCUAUCCCAAAGGAACGUUUCCGUCCUUGGUGUGUCGAAUAAAAAAGCCGUGGAUACUUUCAAAGAUGAGAUGGCACCUUUGAAUUCAACCGCGGCGCAGCUAUCCCUACAGUAUGUGUGCUCCGUCCCGAAGCAAAAGGAAAGAUUUUCGAUGGUGGUAUCCAUUUUCAUCGCCGAUAUUGUGCUGUUAUCAGCAUUCUGGCAGUGUCUGAACUGGGCAGCCACGAAGUGGCUGAGUGCCCAGACUCCGAACUGGAACUACUGCCCGGGGUGUGAGAGGCACCCCGAAAGCUGGAAGUUCGUGUCAACUCCAAGGACAGAUGACGAAUCUGUGCAGCUUGUGCUGCCAAAACCAAGUGAUAAUAGGUCGGAUAACUGGUGA
Diaporthe citri is the source of this 1083-nucleotide messenger RNA. RefSeq lists its product as uncharacterized. The transcript has 4 exons. NCBI's taxonomy places the organism in Eukaryota, Fungi, Ascomycota, Sordariomycetes, Diaporthales, Diaporthaceae. Bases 1 to 1083 code for a protein of 360 amino acids. The record is from RefSeq and is a predicted model, not a curated record.